This is a messenger RNA of Antechinus flavipes (yellow-footed antechinus), 2931 nucleotides long. RefSeq names its product peroxisomal biogenesis factor 19 (gene PEX19). Bases 454 to 1344 code for a protein of 296 amino acids. Gene Ontology annotation, biological process: protein import into peroxisome membrane. Lineage: Eukaryota; Metazoa; Chordata; Mammalia; Dasyuromorphia; Dasyuridae. The transcript has 8 exons. Gene Ontology annotation, cellular component: peroxisomal membrane; peroxisome. The record is from RefSeq and is a predicted model, not a curated record.
UUCCUGUCAAGGAGUUUGCAAUCUGAAGGAACAAAAUCCAUACAAAAUAGCCAAUAGGAGACAUAACGUAAUGUGUCGAGGGAAGAUACAAAACUAUGAAUAAUGUGGGAAAAGAUCACUUUCAGCUGGGGCUUUGGGAAAUCUUCCAGGAGGAAAUAAUCUGAAUUGGGAUUUGAAGGGAUUACUACAGGUGGACACUUGCAGUAAGAGAUGCACGAGGGCGGGGGUGGGUUUGAGGAGCAGCCCAGUUUGGCAGAAGCAGCGUGAGGGUAGUCAACAGGAAGAGAAAAAAAAAAAAAAAAAUGAGGUCAUCUGUCUCUUUAAAAAUGGCGGUGCCUGGCGUACCUCUCCUCCUAUUGGUUGCGCGAGGCCGAAGGACAGCGGGUAGGAAGGGGGGAGCACGUGGUAGGAAGACAGCAGUCCAGCCUUCUACGGCAAGUCGAAGGUAGCAAGAUGGCCGCAGCGGAGGAAGAGAGCGCGUCGGGCACGGACCCGGAGAUGGACGAGCUUCUGGAAAGUGCCCUUGAUGAUUUCGAUAAAGCCAAACCCUCCCCAGCAUCCCCUCCUAUCACCACCGCCCCAGAUGCUUCAGGUUCCCAGAAGAGAUCGCCUGCAGACACAGCUAAAGAUGCCCUCUUUGCUUCCCAAGAGUUCUUCCAAGAAUUGUUUGACAGUGAGCUAGCAUGCCAAGCCACUGCAGAGUUUGAGAAGGCUAUGAAGGAGCUGGCUGAGGAGGAACCCCACCUGGUAGAGCAGUUCCAGAAACUCUCUGAGGCAGCAGGGAGAGUGGGCAGUGAUACAACAUCCCAACAAGAGUUCGCUUCUUGUCUGAAGGAAACACUCAGUGGAUUAGCAAAGAAUGCCACUGACCUCCAGAACUCUGGCAUGUCUGAAGAGGAGCUGACCAAGGCGAUGGAGGGGCUGGGCAUAGAAGAAGGGGAAGGAGAAGGCAAUAUACUUCCCAUUAUGCAGAGCAUUAUGCAGAACCUAUUAUCUAAGGAUGUAUUAUAUCCAUCACUAAAAGAAAUCACAGAGAAAUACCCUGAGUGGUUGCAGAGCCACCGUGAAGCACUGCCCCCAGAACAAUUUGAGAAAUAUCAGGAACAGCACAAUGUCAUGGGCAAGAUUUGUGAGCAGUUUGAGAAAGAAACAGCUGCAGACAGUGAGGCCACACAGAAGGCCCGAUUUGAGAUGGUGCUAGAUCUCAUGCAGCAGCUUCAGGAUUUGGGCCAUCCCCCAAAAGAACUUGCAGGGGAAACACCUCCUGGCUUCAAUUUUGACCUUGACAGCUUGAAUCUGUCGGGCCCUGCAAGUGCCAGUGGUGAGCAGUGCCUCAUCAUGUGAAAUUCUUCAUCCUUCCAUUCCCAUCUCCAGCCACAAGUGAACACCUGAAGUCAGCAGAGCUGUGGGGGGCCCAGGAGGGGUGGUGAUAUUUCACAGGAGCUGCCUAUCACACUUGUCUUUUGCCCCUUCCCCACCUCUUACCCCAGGACUAUUCCACAUUAGCACAGGUCCUUCUGUAGCCAUUAAGGCUGUUUCUGGGAAUGGGACCUAUCCAAACUGUUAUCAUUAAGUCUUUUGUUACUUCCAUCCCCUCUCAUGCUCUGCUGCUAGUGAAGUAUCUUAUCUCUGCCUGCUUACGGUUUUUCUGAACCAUGUUUUUUUGAUCCCAUCCCUAAUCUUCAAAAAAUAUUAUGUGCACCUGCUGUACCUGCACUGUUGCUUCUCUCUCUGUCUGCCAGGGUCUAUGUGCCUUGUUUCCUGUUCCCUCUGGAGUCUGGGUACUGUACCAGCUCUGGGCAUGGGACUUAGGGGGAAGAUUCUUGACUCUGAACACCAAUUCUUGGGCAUCUGAUCCCUCAGGGCAGAAAUCUUGAAACAGAGUCAGAAUUGGGGAAGGGAUACUUGGCAUAUUGGUGAAAAUAGGGUCUUUCUGGUCUUUGCCAGUCAUGAGUACUUUCCUCUGGAUACAUAUAUUCUUUAUUGUACCCUCUGAUGAAAGGAGUUGUGAGCUCUGAAUUCUGCUUUCCUAAAUUAAAUAGAUGCCUCUAUUCCUGGUCUAAUCUGAGAAGCCAAAUGUUAUUCUGGUUGUUCAACAGUGCUGCCUAUUUCUUGUGCUCACCCUCAGCUUUUUUGUUUUCAAUCUCCCAUGGAUUCCCCACUGUUUUCAUUCCGUUGUGUACCUGAUGCCCAGGCAAAUACAUAGAAAGAGUUGGGGAGGGGCAAGGGUUUCUCUUAAUUUAUUUUUGAGGCUUCUGAUUCUCUCGAUAUCCUCAACUUUUGAUUCAUGGCAGUGACUUGGGAGACAGGGCUGGCAGUUUGUCCUCCCCCCAAUUCAUCUUAAUCCUCUAUGCCUUGGCUGAUGUCUAAUAAACAUCCUGAGCUAGGUUAUUGGGAAUGUGGCCUAUUUCUUUUGUGGCAUAAGCUUGUACAGGGUAAGAGUAGAACAGGUGAAUCCUUAUAAAAGCUUGGUUCUGAAACCACUUGCACAGAGUUAUCUGGCAGUAUUCUUCCUCCCCAUCAGACUCGGGCUAAGAUUUAUUUGCCUGUUUCAUAAAGAUUUCAGCAAAAAGUUUAGAGAUUAAGUUUUCACUGACAUCACUUUGCUUUAAUUUUUCAAAUUUAUUAUUGAAUGCUAAAUCAUUUCUCUUAGCUGCCUUUUCUUCCCCAGCCCUAGAUCUGAGAGCCAUUGAUAUUAUGGUGUCUCUUGUUUACCUUAUGAGUAUUACCCUCAGAUCAACUCUCCUGGAUCAAAGCAUUAUGAAGACAGCAGACAUGAAGAUUCAGUCUUGGUUAAGUCAAAUACAGUUCAUUAAAACGUGGGAAUUUGGGGGGGUACCUUUGAGCUCACCAUAAUAGGGUGACUUGGUGGCUCCAAACAUUUGUUGUGCUAGAAAAGUCCAGAAUAAAAGAAGUAGGAAGUGCUAAUUA